AUGCCUGAUCCAUCUGGCAGCCUCGGCAACGUAGGUAGUCGAGCUAAGCACACCACAAGGCUCUGCCAUGAACGCCCGAGACCCGAAGCGCCAAUGCCCUGCAUUAAGUCCGUCGACGACUCCGAAAAGGACCACAGCUUGGGCGACAACGCCGAGCAGGAUGCUGUUAGCACUAGGGGCACGCCAACUACACAGGUCGAUAAUGACGAGGGUAUGCUUGACGAGGUGCUGGAGAACAACGACCUAGAAACGGAGCACUCCCGGUAUCUCGACGUGGACGGGAAGAAGGUGCACAAGGCAUCAGCCGCACACAUCUUUACCGGACUUAUUCCCACACCGGUUGGAAGGACAGGGUACUUCGCGUGA
This is a messenger RNA of Ectocarpus siliculosus, 366 nucleotides long. The record is from the annotation of a GenBank genome assembly. NCBI's taxonomy places the organism in Eukaryota, Phaeophyceae, Ectocarpales, Ectocarpaceae.